This is a messenger RNA of Priapulus caudatus, 2063 nucleotides long. Its product is annotated as protein trapped in endoderm-1-like. NCBI's taxonomy places the organism in Eukaryota, Metazoa, Priapulida, Priapulimorpha, Priapulimorphida, Priapulidae. Gene Ontology annotation, cellular component: membrane. The transcript has a single exon. The record is from RefSeq and is a predicted model, not a curated record. The coding region runs from base 215 to 1726 and encodes 503 amino acids. Gene Ontology annotation, biological process: G protein-coupled receptor signaling pathway. Gene Ontology annotation, molecular function: G protein-coupled receptor activity.
CAGCGCCUCGCGACAUGUCAUUUACGUGUUGCGCGGUCAGGUAGAUGGACCUAUACUUCGCGCCGUCGCCCACGAUUAUACUGUAGCUGCGAAAACCAAUUAAGCGAUCUUCUACCAGCAUACCAGUUAUAUAUAGCUGAUACCAGAUUUUCGUCAGACUGUAACUAACUAAUCGCCUGCGAUGUGAGCCUAUCGCGACUGACGUUCCGAGUCGAUGUUACGCGCGGCACCGCCACUACGCGACUACGCGAUCCACACCGCCAUAUUCGCGCAGACGCGUGCCACCAUGGCGACGCGCGACCCGUGGCCUUCCGCUACGAAUGACAGCGACAUCCUUAGCGACGUCGGCUCAAGCAGUGUCUACAUCACUACGACGUCGAACGCCUCCGACAUCGACCAGGCGUCUCUUCCACACACCUCGUCUGCCGCGAUGAGUUACCUCAUGUGUGCCUUCGGGAUACUCUACAGCGUCGUCGGUGGCGUCGGCAACGGCGCCACCGUCGUCGCGCUCGUGCGCGACAGGGCGGCGCGACGCAACGCGAUGACGAAGCUCGUCAUCUUUCUCGCGAUCAGCGACCUGCAGUUCUGCGUCUUCGCACUGCCGAUGAACACGACGCGGUACGUGCACCGCUCGUGGCUGCUCGGCGACGUCGCCUGCUCGCUCGUGCCGUUCGUCUUCUACACGAACAUCGCCACGUCGUUCCUGCUCGUGACGUUGAUCAGCGUCAACAGAUACGUCGUCAUCGUGCACCAGACGAUCUACCGGCGAAUCUACACGAAGUGUAAGCUGGCUUCGAUGAUCGCCUUCGCGUACGCUCUGCCGGCGAUACUCCUGCUGCCGACGCUCGUCGGCGAGUGGGGAAAGUUCGGCUACAAGCGCGAGACGUUCUCGUGCACGUUUCUCGAGGUCGACGGCCGCUCGUCGCAGCUGACGCUGUUCGUCGUCGGCCUGUGCGUGCCGACGCUCAUCACGGUCGUCUGCUACGUGCGCAUUCUGUGGACGGUGCGCAGCCGAAACAAGUCGAUGCACGAGCAGAUGCAGGGCAGAAGCACGCGUCGGCUGCACGUGCGCAUCCUGCGCAAGGACGAGCGCCACCUGACAAAGACCGUCGUCGUCGUCAUCGCGGCGUUUCUCGUCUGCAACGCGCCCGUGGUCGUCGUCAGCCAGACGGUGCCCGACGGUCGACUACCGCUGCUGCACUCGCUCGUCGCCAUUCUGACGUGGACGAACUUCGUCGCGAAUCCGUUCAUCUACGCGAUCAAGAACAGAACCUACCGCAACGCCUACGUGGCGCUGCUGUGCUGCAGCAGAGCGCGAGAUAUUCUGCGCGUCGGCAGCGAUCGUUUGUACAGCGACGUCACUCGGCAGCCGAGCAUGAAGAAAUGCCAGGUGGCGACGCCAAAGAUGGCGAGACACGAGGCUACGCCGACGUCGCGAAAGCCGUCGCAAACACUGACGCUCACAUCAUCGCUACGGCAGUGUGAGAUAGGUGAGAACAAGGGCAAGACGACGACAGCCACGACGACGAUGACAACCUCAUCGACAGCGACGAUGACGACAGUGGCGAUAACGACGACGACGACGAUAACGAAUGAAGACGACGUCGGCGACAUUGGCGACGUUGAGUGCGUCGGUAUCGAUGGCGACGACGAAAACAGCGACGACGGCUGUGGCGAAAACGACGACGACUGCUGCGACAACUGCGGCGACGACGACGGAGAAUAGAGAUAGUUGGUGAUAGUAGUCAAGACAACGGUAGACGCACUGUUUCGACGGGAGGAAAGGCCUAGCACGGAAUAUGAGGCCAAUAUAUCCACCAAACAAAACCUGACCAUACUUAAACGAUUGCUUGAGAACUUAAUUCAAACAACCUGAUUACAUUACCAUGUGUGAACCCAACAAUGAUCCGCGGUCUCUUUGUUCCUGAAUAAAGCCCUCUCUGAUACGGACUGUAAUAUCCUCACAUAAGUACGCAGUGAUUAAUCCAUAUAGACGACGACGUUAUAAGGAUUGUAUUAAACCCGUGUAAAGCCCUAAUAAAUUAUAUAAAGAGAACAUUAAA